Amoebophrya sp. A120 is the source of this 3048-nucleotide messenger RNA. NCBI's taxonomy places the organism in Eukaryota, Dinophyceae, Syndiniales, Amoebophryaceae. The record is from the annotation of a GenBank genome assembly.
AAGCUACGCUUGUUUUACAGGAUCAGGUUGAACGCAGGGGCGGUUCGAGUAGAGUUCUUAGCUAGCAAGGAUGUUUUUACUGCUUCUUAGAUAGUUGUAGUACUUGAGCUGCCCCUUUGUGGCAAGGAAUUAGAAGAACUCUUGAUUGUCUGAAUUGUAAAGCAUUAUUUGACCAUUAGAAACCAAAAAUGGCGAACCGGAUUUACGGGGAGAUCGGGUCGGUGCACAGCAUCGGGAACCCAAUGUACUUGCUGAGCAACAUUGUGCGACCCAAGAUCCUGGAAGACAACUUUUGGAAGGAGUUUUGCUUUGGCCUGAACGCCGCGGACAUAUGCGACGUGUGCAUCGACCACGUCCGCAGCGUCGGCGCGACCUACGGGGGGCGGAGGAGACCUAGUAAAUAAGACUUUUUUAAAAACAGAAUGAAGAUUGAUGAGCAGAGUUGUUUUGAUUGGUGCGGCGCGACCAUGACCCUUGUUCAUAGGGAUAAAUUCACCAGUGCGUAGUUUCCCAACUUGACAUUCAAAUCUGUAAAAUUUUCCGUGCAGGUAAGUUCCUCUGCCUUCUGUUGAAGAUGCUGCAAAUCCAGCCGGACGUGGAGAUUAUCAAGGCCUACAUUCAGCAGAAGGAGUUCCGCUAUUUGCGGUGCCUCGGCGCCACGUACUUACGGAUGACCGGGGACCCGGAAACAAUUUACGAGCAGCUGGAACCCUGGUUCUCCGACAACCGACGGAUAUGUCGAAGGAACUUGGACGGGAGCAUUACCAUUUCCCACAUGGACACCUUUUUGCAUGAGUUGCUGUGGGAGCGGCAUUUGCUGGAAGACGUCGCGUUCUACGAGCUCCCCAGCCGGGUCAAAAUGGAAGAAUUGGACCGGUUGGAGCCCUACGAGUCGCCGCUGGUAUAGGGUUCUGCAUUGCAGCUGCUUCAUGUGCAUCAUGCGCUUUACAAACCUUAGUCUUGUGUUGAAACGGAAGGAAUGAAUUUGCAAUGCUGAUUUGCCUAAGAAACGAGUAAUCUGUCAUUCAGAAAAUCGCUUAACUACGAAAAAUACUCAACCUCCCAGGCCGACGAGCUGGAGCAGCUGGAACUGCAGAAGAACAUCCGCGACGACGAGGCCGCGCGUGAGCGCGAGAAGGAGGAGGAGCGCGAGGAGCGGCAGAAGCGGCGCGACGAACGCGAGGCGCGGGAGAAGGCCCGCAAGGAGGCACGGGCCGCCCGCAACGCGGUGCAGCAGGGGCCGAAAAUGCCGCUCGUGGAGGAGCCGAACAGCAGCGACAGCGAGUACCAGGCGAUUAUGGCGAGCAAAAAGCGGUUAGACGAGCGCGUGGCCGCGGUCACCGCGGAGCUGGAACAGCUCGGAGGAGACAAAGGAUCUUCGGACAGCGAAGACGGUUCAUCGGAAGAUGAGGAAGGAGCGAAGAAUAGAGACGAAGGCAGUGGCGAGGAAGGGUCUACUGGGAAAAUAAAAUCACCGGGUGGACCACGACGAGAUAAAAACUCGGAGAAAAGCGACAGUGGGGACGAGAAGGAGAGCAGGGUUGGAGCUGUUGAAGAACCUGCUGUUUCGAAAGACGACCGUUCCAGAAGGAAAGGAUCGAAGUCCAAGGACAGUGGCGCAGCAGCAGCUGCUGCCUCGUCCUCCUCCUCCGAUGAAAGCCAAGGGAAGAAGAAAGCGCAAGGCCGGAAGCGCAGAAGCGGUUCUCGCGAAGAUGAAAAGAGCAGGUCAGCAAGUGGAGAUUCUACUGCGGAGAGGAGGCGGAGGAGUAAGUCCAAGAAAGUCGCAGAUAAAACCACGUCGAAACGCCGGGAUGAUGACAGUGACGAUCGCGACGCUCGCAAACGACGCGACAAGGAGCGCAGGGGAGAAGACAGCGAAGACCGUCGGCCGUCGCGUCGAUCACGGGAGCGUGAGGCAGACCGGUCACGGCGAAGGGAGCGCGACGGCGAGAAAAAUCGCAAAACUGCAAAACGGAAAAGGAAUUCGGAGGACAGCAAGAGUAAUUCAAGCGACCACGGGUUGGGCAGCGACUCCUUCUUGUCUUCCCCUGAGAGGAAGCGAUCGCGCUCGCGGCGCAAGGAGAAGAGGGACCGGCGGCGUGGAUCUUCUUCACCCAGGGCAGGAGCGCGCGAUAAGAACGGUAGAAGAAAAGAUAAUGGGAGAGGUAGAAGUAGUAGGCGCGAUGGCGACGGUGAUGUGGGAAAUAAUAAAUCGAAGAAAGACAAGAAUGCUGCGAAGGAUGUUGAGGUUCCAGCGGAGAGCAAGAAGAAGGAUGUUGACACGCGAAAACGAAUCCGGAACCCGGAUUUGCCUUCGGACGAAGAUUUUAUUCCAGGCGAGGGGCAGAAAAACACGAGCACGAUCGAUCCGAAGAAGACCGCGUUGUUCGGGGCGAAAGUGAAGCAGGAGAAGAAGGAGCGCAAGCGACAGCGGGAAGCAGAGAAACGCGAAGCCGAUGCGGACGCCGCAAAGAAGGCGAAGAAGAAGGAGUACACGAAGGAGGAGUUGGAGGAGAUCGCGCUGGAGAACGAACGCCGCGCAAAGCUGGGCAUACAGCCGCUGCGUCUGUGAAUGUUGGAGUGAGGCUUGGAGUGGAAAGGGAGGAAGUGGUGGAGCCACGGGAAGAUUUGGACCACUUGAAGCUCUUUUUUCAAAAAGGAAACUUCAACAUAAGUAGACAAAUUUUAGUCCCUGCUCCAAAUUCUUGUCCUUCUAGCGCGGCCACGCACUCCCCUUUGUGUGUGGUGUCCAAUGUGACAAUCCUGUAUGCUACUUCACUAUGUGAAUUUUGAUGCUUUAUGGGCUUUGGAAAUUUUCACUACCGAAUCAGCCACAACUGAUUUUUUCCACCAGCGACAACGAAAGAACAUGAACCGUAUUCACCAAAAUAGACGUUAUCAACACUACAAGACCAUGAAUAAAUUUGGUUGUCGUGGCUUCCGCAUUUUUUGGCGGACGUGGUUCCUUUGACGGAUCCACUCAAUUUACCGGCUGGGCAUGUGUUCAUAGCAGCGGCCUGUAUGGUCCUCCUCUAUUCAUCGGAAAAA